UACCUGUACGCGGCGGUGACGGCGACGGGUGAAACUGCUGUCAUUCACUUCACUUAAGACGAUCUCGACGGCUGCUGCGCUGCGCUUUUGCAGUCUGCUACAUACUACGGAUUACCACUCUCUUACGGAUCACAUACAACCACCAUGGUGCACUGGCAGCACAUCCUGGCUGCCACGGCCGCCGCGAGCAGCAGCCUCGCCUCCAACCUCUUCGUCACCUCGUACACGGGCACCGUGACGACGUACGGGCUCAGCUGCUCCAGCGACAACGGCACGAUCACGACCCUCACGGCCCAGCACACCGACCGCAACUGCGGCGCCAGCCCCUCAUGGCUGACGCUCGACCCCGCCCGCCGCAUCCUCUACUGCCUCGACGAAGGCCUCAGCACCCCCAACGGCUCGCUGAACUCCUACCGCGUCGCCCGCGACGGCACCCUCACGCCCAUCAGCCACUUCGCCAGCAUCACCGGCCCCGUCAGCGCCGCCCUCUACGGCCCCCCCGGCCACCGCUCCCUCGCCGCUGCCCACUACAGCGGCAGCGCCGUCUCCGCCUGGUCGGCCCCCGACAACGCCACCCUCGCGCCUACCCAGCAGAUUGCCUUCACCAUGGCGGCGCCCGGCCCCAUCGCUAGCCGCCAGGACGCGCCGCACGAGCACGAGGCCGUCCUCGACCCCUCGGGGCGGUACCUGCUCGUGCCCGAUCUGGGCGCUGACUUGGUGCGCGUGCUGGGCUUCUCUGCCGCGGACAAAGGUUUCCUCGCGCAGCGGGAAUCGCUGAAGAUGGCGCCUGGCGAGGGGCCCAGGCACGUCGCUUUCUUGACCGAGGGGCCGGCUAACAGCACCACGUACAUGUUUGUCGUUACCGAGUUGACCAAUACCGUCGUCUCGUACGCUGUCUCGUAUCCGCCCAACGGCGGCAUGAGCUUCAGGGAGGUGUACCGCACGCCUUCGUUUGGGACGGAACCGGUGCCCACGGGCGCGCAGGCCGCCGAAAUCGCCGUGACUCCCGACAAGCGCUUCCUGCUCGUCUCCAACCGCAACGACACGUCCUUCUCGCUACCAAACCCCAACCCGGCGAACAGCACGGCCGAGCCGUCGGACUCGCUCGCCACGUUCGCCAUCAGCCCCAACGGCACCCUGGCCUUCGCGGCGCUGUCGCCCGCCGGCGGCCGCACCCCCCGCCACUUCCAGCUUAAUGCCAAGGGCGACCGCGUCGCUGUCGCGCUGCAGGACAGCGAUCGCGUCGUUGUGUGGAAGCGCGACGUCCGGACGGGGAGGAUUGGCGAGGCGGUGGCGCGUAUGCUGGUCGGGCAGCCCACGAGCGUGGUUUGGGAUGAGGCGGGGUGUGCGUAUUGAGUGCGGAGGUACUUUGUUGCUUUUUUUUUUUUUGCCUUUGUUUUCUUUUUCUGUGGUUUAGUAGAGUGUGUCGCAAGACGGGAAUUGAUUCGUAUUCACUGAAUUGAUGAGGAGAGAGUUGGUUGGAGUGUGCGGGCGAGUGAGAGGAGAGCGGCGGGUAUGUAAAUCAACUCGGCUGCCCCACCC
Aplosporella prunicola CBS 121167 is the source of this 1542-nucleotide messenger RNA. RefSeq lists its product as uncharacterized. The transcript is spliced from 2 exons. Lineage: Eukaryota; Fungi; Ascomycota; Dothideomycetes; Botryosphaeriales; Aplosporellaceae. Bases 145 to 1356 code for a protein of 403 amino acids. Gene Ontology annotation, molecular function: 6-phosphogluconolactonase activity; protein binding. The record is from RefSeq and is a predicted model, not a curated record.